AUGGUUGAAGCCGACCGUCCAGGGAAGCUCUUCAUCGGGGGUCUCAACCUCGAAACCGACGAGAAGGGCCUCGAAACCGCUUUCGGCAAGUAUGGCCGCAUCAUCGAGGUGCUCCUGAUGAAGGACCGGGAAACCUCCAAGUCCAGAGGCUUCGCGUUCGUCACCUUCGAGAACCCCGCGGACGCCAAGGCCGCAGCCCGAGACAUGAACGGCAAGUCCCUGGAUGGUAAGGCCAUCAAGGUGGCCCAGGCCACCAAGCCGGUGUUCGAGAGCGGCCGGCGCGGGCCCCCUCCUCCCCGAAGCCGCGGCCGCCCGAGGGGCCUGCGCGGGACCCGCGGCGGCGGCCCGAGGCGCCCUCCCUCCCGGGGCGGGUCGGCCGACGAAGGCGGCUACUCGGGGGAUUUCGACCUGCGGCCUUCGCGGGCCCCCAUGCCACUGAAGCGCGGACCACCGCCGCGCCGGGCCGGGCCUCCGCCCAAGAGAGCAGCGCCGUCGGGCCCGGCGCGCAGCGGCGCGGGAAUUCGCGGGCGGGCGGCGGGCUCCCGGGGACGAGACGGCUACGGAGGCCCGCCGCGCCGGGAGCUGCCACCGCCGCGCCGCGACCCGUACCUGGGCCCGCGCGACGAGGGCUACUCGCCCCGGGAGAGCUAUUCGAGCCGCGACUACCCGAGCGCCCGGGACCCGCGCGACUUCGCGCCGUCGCCCCGCGACUACACCUACCGCGACUAUGGCCACUCGAGCGCGCGAGACGAAUGCCCUUCCAGGGGCUACUGCGAGCGCGACGGCUACGGGGGCCGCGAGCGCGACUACGAGCACCCUAGCGGAGGCUCCUACCGCGACCCCUUCGACAGCUACGGGGACCCGCGUGGAGCCGGCCCUGCCCGAGGUCCGCCGCCAUCUUACGGCGGGGGCCGCUACGAAGAGUACCGGGGAUGCUCGCCCGACGGCUACGGCGGCCGCGACAGCUACCGCAGCGAGCGCUACUCGAGUGGCCGCGAGCGCGUGGGUAGACCGGAGCGCGGGCUGCCGCCGUCUGUAGAACGAAGCUGCCCGACGCCGCGCGAUUCCUACAGCCGCUCGGGCCGCCGGGCGCCCCCGAGGGGCGGAGGCCGCGUGGGAAGCCGCCUGGAGCGAGGGGGAGGCCGGAGCAGGUACUGA
Messenger RNA from Apodemus sylvaticus (European woodmouse), 1158 nucleotides. It is a transcript of the gene Rbmxl2, whose product is annotated as RBMX like 2. Lineage: Eukaryota; Metazoa; Chordata; Mammalia; Rodentia; Muridae. The record is from RefSeq and is a predicted model, not a curated record. Gene Ontology annotation, cellular component: spliceosomal complex. The transcript has a single exon. Gene Ontology annotation, molecular function: RNA binding. Bases 1 to 1158 code for a protein of 385 amino acids. Gene Ontology annotation, biological process: positive regulation of mRNA splicing, via spliceosome.